CAGCACCCAGGCGGUUGUGAUAAUGGACAAAGUCCCCACGUCACAUGCAUCUCUUCCCGUCCGUCGGUCGCUGGUCUGCCUCUCGGCUCGAGCACCGUUUGAACUUUCGAAGGGGGCCCUUCGCGCGGGGCUGCCGCGCGCGCGAGAGCGCCGGAAGCCGAGCAGCGCGGUGGGUGUCGGCCGCGCGCCUCGCCUGCGGCCCCUGCGGACGCUGGGGGAGCCAAGGAUGGCUUCCCCAGGCGGAGGCGCCGCGCCCGUUCCGCGCAGGUCGUCGGACCCCACGCGGCCGCUCUCUCCAGCCAGGGGCGGCAGCAAGGAAGCCUCGCACAUGCACAAGAGCCAGUCGUCGCACAUGAUGCCGAGCACGCUGGCCGACCUGCGCGUCGACCCGACCGCGUUCGUGGCCUCGCAGGCGCACCUGCUGGAGCCCACCAAGCACAACCCCCUCCCCACCCUGACGCCGCCGCCCAUCGCCGGGCUCGCGGCGCACCACCUGGCCAAACGCCAGGUGGCUGUAUUUCUGGGCCUCCCGCUGCGCGGCAAGGGCUGGAUGGCUCUGCGGCUAGAGCACUACCUGCGCUUCUUCCACGGGGCCAUCAUCGGGCUCUUCGACGUCAGCCACUACGUCAGCCAGGGGCAGCUCCUCGAGGUCGGGGCGAGGACGCCGACCUGCCCGUCGGGCGACGCGCAGCUGCUGGCGGACCUGGAGGACUUCUUCGAGAAGUCGUCCCGCGACAGGUGCUGGGACGGGCACGGUCACUCCUGCGAGGAGGACGUGGCUUCUGAUGGGCAGCACAGGCGGAAACACGUGGACUCCGGGGGAUUCGCGAUCAUCUACCCUUCGAAGACAGUGUCGGCCCUGCCGUCGAUGUGGAGCGCGAGCUCCAAGUGGCCUCGCCGCUGGAUCAAGCAGACUCUGGAGUCGCAGGUUCGGGUGGGCGCGGCUCGAGGUGCACUGCAACGACUCGACGAAGCAUCGCCGCGAGUACGUCGAGCACGUGGAGGAGGAGCGGGGCCUACCCAGAGGAAGUCUCCAGGCAGAGAUCGACGACUACGGCCUCCGCUACUGUACGAUACAGGACGACGGUACGGAGGACGACCUCAGCUACAUGAAGCUCCUGAACUUUAACCGCAAGAGCAUUGUCUGCAACAUGACGAAGAACUACAUCGGCUGCAAGGUCGCGCAGUUCCUCGGCGCAACCCACCCCUACAAGCGCACGGUCUAUCUGACCCGCCACGGCGAGAGCAAGUACAACGAGGAGAAGAAGAUCGGAGGGGAUUCGUCGCUGUCGGAGCUGGGCGCCGAGUACGCGCGACGGCUCGGCGAGUUCGCGGAUUUUGUCGUCUGCAGGCGGGCGCGGCGCUUCGCCUGCGUGUCCUGCGGUGCAGCGGACGUGGAGCGCCUGGCGCCGCUGCUGGAGGAGGUUUCCGUGGGUGAUGGCACUGCCAUACGCACUAUUGGAAAGUGGGACUGCUUCGACGAUCCGCUGCUACAGCAGGUGCAAGCUGGGCUGCACGUGGUGCGCGUGCAGCGAGCCCCCGAUGGGCCCUUCGAGCCCGCGCCCAGCUCCAAGGGCGAGCUGCUGGCGGACGUGGGCGCCGGCUGGGUGACGCUGGUCCUCGCCGAGGAGUCGACAGCCGAGGGCCCCCCCGAGCUGGCGCGGCUGUGGACGUCCUCCAUGAAGCGCACGAACGAGACGGCGGCUCACAUAAAGCACCCCGUGGUGACCACGCCAGACGGGUGCCAGUGGGUACAGAUGGCCAAGCGCGUCUAUCGCAACUUGGACGAGAUUUACGCCGGCGAGUUUGAGGGCCUAACCUACGAUCAGGUAAAGGAGCGCGAGCCCGUCGAGGCCAGCCUGCGGAAGAAGGAUAAGCUCGGCUAUCGCUACCCCAGGGGCGAGUCGUACUACGAUUUGAUCGCCAGGCUGGAAGCUCCCAUGCUCCAGCUGGAGACCAUAACCGAACCAGUUCUGAUCGUGGCGCACCAGGCCAUCCUCCGCUUGGUCUACGCCUGGCUCAAGGGGCUCCCGAGGGAGGACGUGCUCGAGCUCAACAUCCCGCUGCAUACCGUGAUUCGCAUCCGGGAUAGACGCCAGCUCCCUCUCCCACCAGCUGACCGAGAGCAGAUAUCUCCUCGGGCCGACGCAUCGCAGCAAGGAUGACGGACAGAAGCACCUCUAGCCGCCGUGCUGCCCCUUUGCUGCCGGGGCGGGAUCUCACCCGUUUGCGCGGCGUUGUGUGGGAUGCGUGGCAGAAGUAGUCUUCAUGGGUCACGCCAAA
Molecule: messenger RNA, 2283 nt
Organism: Prorocentrum cordatum
Lineage: Eukaryota; Dinophyceae; Prorocentrales; Prorocentraceae
Source: the annotation of a GenBank genome assembly